Messenger RNA from Mizuhopecten yessoensis (Yesso scallop), 3459 nucleotides. RefSeq lists its product as uncharacterized. The record is from RefSeq and is a predicted model, not a curated record. NCBI's taxonomy places the organism in Eukaryota, Metazoa, Mollusca, Bivalvia, Pectinida, Pectinidae. The transcript is spliced from 11 exons. Gene Ontology annotation, biological process: transmembrane transport; monocarboxylic acid transport. Gene Ontology annotation, molecular function: monocarboxylic acid transmembrane transporter activity. Bases 208 to 3408 code for a protein of 1066 amino acids.
GGAAAACGUCUCGCGUAGAAGUGCGCACUGUGGAUUAAUGGUUGGUGAUUCCUCUCAAUGAUAUUUGUAACUUCAACAUAAUACUGUUCAGAAAAUCUCUUAUGCGACAGCAGUGCACAUGCUUAGAAUGAGUCUAUUUACGAUGUGAUGUAUCGUUAGUAUAAAGUGUCAAACAGCUAACAGAACGCGGGCGUCAGUUCUUUGAGGAUGCCUCCUAGAACCGAAAUGACCCCUGUGGAUUCUGGCUAUGCAUGGGUUAUCCUUUUCGCUUGUACCAGUCUGUACAUGAUGCAGUCCGGCGUGACAAAGUCGUUCGGGAUUCUGUACACGGAACUCUUGGUAACUUACGACGCCGGGGCUGGGAACACGGCCUGGAUUGGGAGUUUACAGACAUUUCUCUACUUCUCUAUGGGGCCUAUCGCUAAUUACCUAGCCGUGCGUUUCUCGUUCCGUACGGUUGUGAUGACAGGUGGACUACUGAUGUCGACCGGUUACCUGGUGUCCGCUUUUGUUCCACGGAUUGAGUGGAUGUUUCUCACCAUUGGCGUCAUAUCCGGGUUUGGAGGCGGUCUACUUUAUUCACCAUGUACCACGUUAGUCAGUUUCUACUUCGAAAAACGGCGGGCCUUAGCCAAUGGAGUAGUAUUAUCGGGAAGUGGAAUCGGUAGCUUCCUGUUUCCCUAUUUCUUUCGUUAUGCAAUAGACACAUUUGGCUUCCAUGGUGCUAUGUUUCUUAUCAGUGCUGUCGUCCUUCAUAUGUGUGUUGCUGGGGCGCUUAUACGUCAGCCACACCAACUAGCCAAACGCAAGCGUUUAUCUGAUGAUGAACCGGAAGUGAAUGCAAAUCAAACAAAACAAAGGCUGUUUAAAAGAAAGAAAAAGCCAAUUGUAGAUUUUAGUUUAUUACGUAUUCCUCGGCUAGCGAUGUACGUUAUAUCUCUAACAAUCAAUAUAUUUGCAUAUUCGUCAAGUUUUGUAGUCUUUCCUGCUUACAUGCAGUCUAUAGGAUUAGAGGGUCACGAAAUAACUAUAGCACUAUCGAUGGUAGGGGCGACAGAGGUAUUUGCUCGAUCAUUUUUUGGAUGGUUAGCUGACCUGAAAAUAUUCGAGAAGAAAACGAUAAUGAUAAUUUCUGCUGCUGCUAGUGGAACAUCCGCCAUCUUUAUUCCAUUUCUUCGUAACUUUCCUGCCAUGAUUGCUUAUGGUUGUGUACUGGGGAUAUUUCCGGGAGCGUUUUGGAGUCUGAUGGCUGUAGCAAUGUUGGACUGUGUAAAACUGGACAGACUGCCGUCGGCAAUGGGACUACUGACCAUGUUUCUGUCGCUCGGUUUAGUCCUGGGCCAACCGUCGAUGGGUUGGAUCGAUGAUGCAACAGGGUCCUGGGAUAUGUCUUUCAGAGUGAUGGGAGUAUGCUACUAUAUAUCCGGUGUCGUUUUACUUCUUGAACCUUUAAUCGAGAAAAUAUGGUGUUCUGAUCCAGACGAGAUAGACAAUCACCACGAGUUACCUAAAGAAGAACAAAUAAAGAUGCUGACAAAUGAUGAAAAUGAUGCAAAAUCGUCAGGAGAUAUAUCCGAUCACUUCCAUAAUGGUACAAUGUUAUCAGACACUUCAUUUAAAGCUAAUGCGUCUAAUUCAAAAGUGACUGUGUCAAACAAUCAAUUAGAAAAGACGGCACCCAUAGUAACGUUAAUGGACAAGAAUGAAUUAUGGGAGGAGAUGAAACAAAUGUUAGAUAUUUCUUUUGCAGCUUGUUCAAGCAUAUACGUUGUGAUGUCCGGGAUGGCCAAAGCCUUCGGGAUCCUGUACACGGAACUGAUAAAAGAGUUCGACACGAGCGCCGGAAGUACAGCCUGGAUUGGUGGUGUUAUGAUGUUUCUGUUCUUUGGCCUGGGACCCGUAUCCAACAGGCUUGCAGUGCGAUUUACGUUCCGUAAAGUGAUUAUGGUAGGGGGGUUCCUCACCUCACUGGGACAUUUCCUGAGCGCCUUCGUACCACAGAUGGAGUGGAUGUACCUGACCAUUGGUGUUAUAGCGGGCAGUGGCUGUGGGUUGGUGUUUGCACCAAGUACCACUAUCGUCAGUUUUUAUUUCGAGAAGAGGCGUGCUAUGGCCAUGGGCGUGGUACUGGCGGGAGCUGGAUUAGGCAGUGUUAUGUACCCCUAUUUUUACCGCAUUAUCUUGGACAGCUUUGGACUGCGGACAUCACUCAUUAUCGUGAGUGGGGUCCUAAUGUACGUACCCUUCGUGGCACUCCUUCUGAGGGAGCCAGCUCAACUCACCAAGAGGAGAGAUGUCAAAAGACCCAAGCGUGGAAAAAGUCAAAGCAUAUUGAGGUCACAAAGUAAUUGUUAUUUACUGGGAGCCGAUAAAAGUAUAAUACGGGUACAUACGCAUGCAUGUGAAGCAAUCGAUUAUCGUGCACAAACGAACGAUGGUAACGGCAGUGUACAAAAGAUAGCCACGGGCAGUUUCAACCAAGAAGCUCUGAACGACAAUUCUACAAUGACCAAUACAGAUGGAAGCAGUCAGGACGACCAGAAAACAAAUAAUAAUGUAACGCACGAAGGAGAUAAAACCGAACAGGAACAAAGUUUAUUUUGUUCCAUGUUUGACUUCUCACUGUUCCGGAAUCCAAAAUUUACGAUGUACGUUUUAGCAUUUAGUGUUAAUAUUUUAGGAUACGGAGGCAACUUUACGGCGUUUCCUUGUUACAUAGUGGAAGUUGGUUACCGGAAGGACCAGGUAGCCGUAGCAAUGUCAAUUAUUGGCGCAACGGAAGUGAUUGCCAGGCCAUUCUUCGGAUGGUUCGCCGAUUUAAAAUUGUUGAGUGUCAAAAAUAUAUUGAUAUUUUCAGCCGUUGUCAGUGGUUUAGCCGCCAUCUUAUUACCGUUAUGGGAAUCGUAUGAGAUGAUGCUAGUAUACGCUGUAGUAGUUGGGACUUUCCCGGGGGCGUUCUGGAGUCUGAUGGCGGUGGCGAUGUUGGAAAGCGUCACACUCGAACAGCUGUCCAAGGCGAUGGGUCUUUUGUCCCUAUUCAUGGCUUUUGGCAUGGUUCUCAGUCAACCAGUGGCAGGUUGGUUAAAAGAUACCACGGGAUCCUGGGACUUAUCAUUCCGUAUCAUUGGAAUGUUUGUAUCCGUGGCCGGACUCAUUGUGACAGCAGAGCCUCUUUUUCAUCGUGUUUUGGGACGUAAUACGUCAUGUCCUUCCCAGAAGAAUUCGACUCGAGAUGAAAACAUAAUCAUUGAUGAGCCUCGUUUUGGAACCACACUUGAAAGUCCGAUUGAAACUGAACAUGAAUCAGUAGAUACAGAUACAGCAUCACCGAAUCAGGUUAAUGAAUGCACUCAAAAGAAUAAAGAUAACGUAUAUAUCAUACCUAUUUGUGAAGCUACGUAUUUGUAAAUGUGUUAUAACAGAUUAAGGGGCCUGUCUUCGACCUACUUACAUGAAAGG